Medicago truncatula (barrel medic) is the source of this 1676-nucleotide messenger RNA. Its product is annotated as probable WRKY transcription factor 33. Gene Ontology annotation, biological process: regulation of DNA-templated transcription. Lineage: Eukaryota; Viridiplantae; Streptophyta; Magnoliopsida; Fabales; Fabaceae. The transcript has 5 exons. The record is from RefSeq and is a predicted model, not a curated record. Gene Ontology annotation, molecular function: sequence-specific DNA binding; DNA-binding transcription factor activity. Bases 43 to 1524 code for a protein of 493 amino acids.
UUUCACACACAAUUAACUAUAACAACCUCAAUUGUCUUAAGUAUGUCUUUUAGUUUCAACAAUCACUUUUCCAACACCAACAAUAACAUCACCACCUUGGAUAUUACUAAAUUUGUUGAAACUUCUUCUCUAAAAACUCAUGAUGAUGAUCAUUUUGCACUUGAUGAUGUAAUUUACCCUUCUUAUUCUGAUUUUCCACCUGGGUUCAGCCCAUCAGAGUUAUUGAAUUCACCUUCCUUUCUUUCUUCUUCUAAUAUUCCUUCAUCUUAUACAAAUGAGCCUUCAACUGUCCAAAGCAUGAACCAACAGCAUAGCAAGGAAUUAGAAGAGAGAAACUUCUCUGAGCCCUCUUUCCAAACACAAAAACAGACCAUGCAUGAUCUCUUUCAAUCUUCCACAAGUAUGUUUCAAGUGGAGGAACCACUAAAGACACAUGACACAUUGAUAUUCAAUGAAUCUACAAAGCAAACAAAUUUUUCAUUUGAAGGAACAACAAAACAUGAAGCACAAACUAACUCUUCAGUUCCUAAUUCUAGUUAUUUUAACAACACUAGUGCUUCUAUGUCUAUAAGAGAACAAAGAAAAUCAGAAGAAGAUGGAUACAAGUGGAGAAAAUAUGGAGAGAAACAAGUGAAAGGAAGUGAAAAUCCAAGAAGUUAUUACAAGUGCACUAAUCCAAUUUGCUCAAUGAAGAAGAAAGUUGAAAGGUCUUUGGAUGAUGGACAAAUUACUCAAAUAGUAUAUAAAGGAAGUCAUAACCAUCCUAAGCCUCAGUGUACAAAGAGAAGAGCAAAUUCUCAAUAUAUUCAUCAACCUUCUUCAUCAUGCAACAACUCUAUGGUCUCUGAUCUUUCUUUGGGAGAGGAUGAUUUUGAUCAAACAUCACAAACUAGUUUUUCUGGUGGAGAUUAUGAUGACUUGGGAAUAGAGGCUAAAAGAUGGAAAGGAGAGAAUGAAAAUGAUAGCUAUUCUUACUCCACAGAAGGGUGUAGAACUGUUAAGGAACCAAGAGUUGUGGUUCAAACUACAAGUGAAAUUGAUAUUCUUGAUGAUGGAUAUAGGUGGAGGAAAUAUGGACAGAAAGUAGUUAAAGGAAAUCCAAACCCAAGGAGCUACUACAAAUGUGUAAUCCAAGGUUGUACUGUGAGAAAACAUGUUGAGAGAGCAGCACAUGAUAUUAAAGCAGUAAUCACAACAUAUGAAGGGAAACAUAACCAUGAUGUACCUCUAGGAAGAGGAAUUUCAAGCAGUAGCAUAAACAGUACUUCUCUUAACAACAAUACAUGUAAUGUUACACCUAUAAGGCCUUCAGCAGUGACUAAUUAUUCUAGCUUAGCAAAUUUUACAAAUUCACUUCAUGAUUCAAAGCUACCAACUUCUGAAAAUCAAGAACAUUUUCAGCUGGACAUGUUGAUGAAUUCUAGAAGCUUUUUGGACAGAUCAAUUGGUUCAAAUACCAAUUCUGAACAAUACGCAACUAAGGAUGACUCAUUCCUUCAAUCUUUUGUAUUGAAGAACAUUUAAUUUGGAAUUAGAACGUUACUCGUCAGCUUGGAUCCUCUGUAGUCCUCCAGUUGGUGCAUAAAAUUUCGAACCAUUGGAUUUGAGGUGCAACUCAAUCCAACGGUCGAGAUCUUGCUACACCGAUUUGAUGACUCUAGAGGAUCUAUUUUCCA